AUGAACAAGUUCAAACGAGUUUUCGAGGUGCACAACAUAUGCUUGAGUUAUGAAUGCUGCAAGGAUGUCUCCGUCUCGCCCGAGUGCAUCAGCACCUUCAACGAGCUCAAGCUUGGCAAGGACAUCAAAUGGAUUAUCUACAAGAUCAGCGACGACUGGAAAGAGAUUGUCGUCGAGGAGACUUCCAAGGAGGCCAACUUUGACGUCUUCCGCGAGAAGCUGCUCAACGCCAAGAGCAAGGACCGCAAGGGCAAGGAGGGCAUUGGCGGUCGCUACGCCGUGUUCGACGUCGAGUACGAGCUCGAAAGCGGAGAGGGCUCCAGGAGCAAGAUCACUUUUAUCAGCUGGACGCCAGAUGAUGCGGCGCAAUACCCCCGCAUGAUGUACUCAUCCUCCAAGGAAGCCAUCAAGCGCGCCCUCAACGGUCUCGCCGCCGAUAUCCAAGCCAACGAUGCCGACGACAUCGAGUUCGAGAGCAUCAAGAGCCGUGUCUCCAAGGGCCGCUAA
Molecule: messenger RNA, 507 nt
Organism: Alternaria arbusti
Lineage: Eukaryota; Fungi; Ascomycota; Dothideomycetes; Pleosporales; Pleosporaceae
Exons: 3
Coding region: 1-507 (168 amino acids)
Biological process (GO): actin filament depolymerization; cell motility; actin filament severing
Cellular component (GO): actin cortical patch; cytoplasm; actin cytoskeleton
Molecular function (GO): actin filament binding
Source: RefSeq, a predicted model, not a curated record